Messenger RNA from Menidia menidia (Atlantic silverside), 1192 nucleotides. NCBI's taxonomy places the organism in Eukaryota, Metazoa, Chordata, Actinopteri, Atheriniformes, Atherinopsidae. The record is from the annotation of a GenBank genome assembly.
AUGACAGAGAGGAGAGUAAAGCAGCAAAUAUGGCAGCCAGACGCACGGAUUCGUCCCGCCCUCAUCUGCCCCACAACCCCACCAAUCAAAAGCUGCUGCUCUGCGGGCUUCCGGGUCGUUGAAUUACGGCGCACCGGCUCCUCCGCGCGCGAGACGCAGUCGGGGAGCAAUGGUGCUCGGAGCGUCCGGGGCCGUGGGUGUUUCGGGAGUCUUGCAGGAGCGAGGGACAUGUCGGGGAAUAUGAGCAAAGAGGACACCCCGAGCCGGAAUGCGUGUUUGACUUUCACCAUCGACAGCAUCCUCAACCUGAAGCAGCGGGAUGGAGCAGAGUUCGAGCAGGGGGCCAGUGGAUGUAAAAAUGUUUUUCAAGCGAAAUAUGAAGAGGUGUGGGACGUCCGGGAAAGGCACGACAGCGAGCCAGGAGAGACAGCGAAGCCCCGAGUCCAUCGCGUGGACCGCCUGGACACCUCCCCGCCGCUGUCCACCGGGGCGCAGAGUGGCCAAAGCGCCGAGGACUCUGGCGGCCAGCAGCCGCAGCCCGCGGCCGACCUCAAAGCCAUGGUCAAGAAAAAGACGCGCACCAUCUUCUCCAAGAGACAGAUCUUCCAGCUGGAGGCCACUUUCGACAUGAAGCGCUACCUGAGCAGCUCGGAGCGCGCGUGCCUCGCGAGCUCCCUGCAGCUCACCGAGACCCAGGUGAAGAUCUGGUUCCAGAACCGCCGCAACAAGCUCAAGAGGCAGCUGUCCACGGACAUGGAGGCCCCGCUGGGCGCCGAGCACUUCCCGGAGGCCGGCAAAAACGCGCAAUUGUCCACUUUUUACAAGGACAGCGGCCUGCUGGGCGGCUGCCUGCUGCCCAUGCCUUUCCCCGUCGUGUACCCGGCCGCGAGCGCAGCGCCUUACAUCUACUUCUCCAACACCGGCAAGUACUUUGGCCUGUUUGACACGGACUGACAUGACCCCGUGUGCAGGUGCGUGGACAGUUCUGCAUACCGUCACCUAAAUUUCGGACACUUUGUUUUUAUCGUUUCCAAUUUUUAUUUUUCAGGUUAGAAGAUUUUUGUCAACAUAAAUAGCCCAGGGGCAUGCAUGUGCCACUUUCUGUUCAUCCCCAAACAUUUUAUAUAUAUUAUUAUUAUUAUUAAUAUUAUUAUAAUGAUUAUUUUUAUUACGUUAGAAAAAUAGUAUGCAU